CUCAUGGAGGCCAGAACGAGCAGCAUUCUCUUGCGGAAUUGUCACACGUAGAAUGCCCAGCAAGCGUUUCUCGCCCAACCCAGUCGUGACCGCGAUGACGAUUCUACUGCUGCUACCGCUGCUUCUAGUUUUUCUUCUGGUGUUGACUCCUCGGGUCACACCCACAAGAGCUCAGAUUCCUCAAUUGCCAGAUUUGAAUUCUCGCAGCGUUAUGCUGGACGCUACUCGUCAUCGGUUGGAAACUUUAUUUUUAACUGAACCAGUUCCACAUUCACGCAUCCGAUAAUUUAUUGGACACGAGAGCUCUACUCAGGGCUUCCGAUUCAGACCAGCCAACACUUCAGGAAACUACGUUGUCGUGCCUCAGCUGAGCAAAGCUGACCCAGUCCGAUUUCCAGGCGGUACAAAUCAGUUGCACUGCGCAUGGGAUCACCAUCGUUCCGAUGAUCGAUACGCCAGGGCACACGCUUGCCAUUACUCAGUCAAAUUCACCCAUCUAUCGUUCAUAUGGAGUCACUAUGACAUCGGCAUUGAAACAGUAACAUAUAAUGAUGGAACCUCGGCAUAUAUACAAAACAAGGGAUUCGUAUACAGAUUAGAAGCAAUUGCGGUCGUUACCAGGCAAUAUACAA
This is a messenger RNA of Dacryopinax primogenitus, 632 nucleotides long. RefSeq lists its product as uncharacterized. Lineage: Eukaryota; Fungi; Basidiomycota; Dacrymycetes; Dacrymycetales; Dacrymycetaceae. Bases 95 to 286 code for a protein of 63 amino acids. The record is from RefSeq and is a predicted model, not a curated record. The transcript is spliced from 2 exons.